UUCGACUCGGAAGCGCUCUUCCCGCACUGAUUGCCGGCGUGACUUUGAACGGUUCGAGGGGUGGGUCGGGUUGCUGAGCAGAACCACAGCUACCGGACCUUUACGCCCGUUCUGCGCUUGCCAUGAGGCUGCUGGGAGCAGCCGCCGCCGCAGCUUUGGGGCGCGGGCCGCUCCCGCGGGUCCCCGCCACCCUGGGCUGGCAGGGGAAGCAGGUUAAUUGGAAAGUUCACCGAUGGUGUUCAUCAGGAGUGAUUCCGAAUGAAAAGAUACGAAAUAUUGGAAUCUCAGCUCACAUUGAUUCUGGGAAAACCACAUUAACAGAACGAGUGCUUUACUACACUGGCAGAAUUGCAAAGAUGCAUGAGGUGAAAGGUAAAGAUGGAGUUGGCGCUGUCAUGGAUUCCAUGGAACUAGAGAGACAAAGAGGAAUCACUAUUCAGUCAGCAGCCACCUACACCAUGUGGAAAGAUGUCAAUAUCAACAUUAUAGAUACUCCUGGACAUGUGGACUUCACAAUAGAAGUGGAAAGGGCCCUGAGAGUGUUGGAUGGUGCAGUCCUUGUUCUGUGUGCUGUUGGAGGGGUGCAGUGCCAGACCAUGACUGUUAAUCGUCAGAUGAAGCGCUACAACGUUCCUUUUCUAACUUUCAUUAACAAAUUGGACCGAAUGGGCUCCAGUCCCGCCAGGGCCCUGCAGCAAAUGAGGUCUAAACUGAGUCAUAAUGCAGCAUUUAUGCAGAUACCCAUUGGUUUGGAGGGUGAUUUUAGAGGUAUAAUAGAUCUUAUUGAGGAACGAGCCAUCUAUUUUGAUGGAGACUUUGGUCAGGUUGUUCGAUAUGGGGAAAUUCCAGCAGAAUUCAGGGCAGCGGCAGCUGACCACCGGCAAGAGCUGAUUGAAUGUGUUGCCAAUUCAGAUGAGCAGCUUGGUGAGAUGUUCCUGGAGGAAAAAAUCCCCUCAGUUUCCGAUUUAAAGUGUGCAAUCCGAAGAGCUACUCUAAAUAGGUCAUUUACUCCUGUCCUUUUGGGAAGUGCGUUGAAGAACAAAGGAGUUCAGCCUCUUUUAGAUGCUGUUUUAGAAUACCUCCCAAAUCCAUCUGAAGUCCAAAAUUAUGCUAUUCUCAAUCAGGAGGAUGACUCAAAAGAGAAAAACAAAAUCUUAAUGAACUCCGAGAGAAGCAGUUCCCACCCAUUUGUAGGCCUGGCUUUUAAACUGGAGGCUGGGCGAUUUGGACAGUUAACUUAUGUCCGCAAUUAUCAAGGAGAGCUGAAGAAGGGUGACACCAUCUAUAACACGAGGACAGGAAAGAAAGUGCGGGUGCAGCGGCUGGUUCGCCUGCAUGCCGACAUGAUGGAGGAUGUUGAGGAAGUGUACGCUGGAGACAUCUGUGCAUUGUUUGGCAUUGACUGUGCUAGUGGAGACACAUUCACAAACAAAAAUAGUAGUGGCCUUUCUAUGGAGUCAAUUCAUGUUCCUGAUCCUGUCAUUUCAAUAGCAAUGAAGCCUUCUAACAAGAAUGAUCUGGAAAAAUUUUCAAAAGGUAUUGGCAGGUUUACAAGAGAAGAUCCCACAUUUAAAGUCCACUUCGACACUGAGAGCAAGGAGACAAUUGUAUCUGGAAUGGGAGAAUUACACCUAGAAAUCUAUGCUCAGAGGAUGGAAAGAGAAUAUGGUUGUCCUUGUGUCACAGGAAAGCCAAAAGUUGCUUUCAGAGAGACCAUUACUGCCCCCGUCCCGUUUGAAUUUACACAUAAAAAACAGUCAGGUGGUGCAGGCCAAUUUGGAAAAGUGAUCGGUGUACUGGAGCCUCUGGACCCAGAGAACUACACUAAGUUGGAGUUUUUAGAUGAAACAUUCGGGGCUAAUAUUCCAAAGCAGUUUGUGCCUGCAGUAGAAAAGGGGUUUUUGGAUGCCUGUGAGAAAGGCCCUCUUUCUGGUCACAAGCUCUCUGGGCUCCGGUUUGUCCUGCAAGAUGGGGCGCACCACAUGGUGGAUUCCAAUGAAAUCUCUUUCAUCCGCGCAGGAGAAGGUGCUCUUAAACAAGCUUUGGCAAAUGCAACAUUAUGUAUUCUUGAACCUAUUAUGUCUGUGGAAGUUAUAGCCCCAAAUGAAUUUCAUGGACCUGUGAUUGCGGGAAUUAACCGGCGCCAUGGGGUAAUCACAGGACAAGAUGGGAUUGAGGACUAUUUUACACUGUAUGCAGAUGUCCCUCUAAACGGUAUGUUUGGUUAUUCCACUGAACUUAGGUCAUGCACAGAGGGAAAGGGAGAAUACACAAUGGAGUACUGCAGAUAUCAGCCUUGUUCACCGUCCACACAAGAAGACCUCAUCAAUAAGUACUUAGAAGCUACAGGUCAACUUCCUAUAAAAAAGGGAAAAGCCAAGAACUAACUUUCCUCACUUUAAGUUGACUAGCUGUAACUGAAUCUGCGAGAUUUAUAUACUUUAAUGGAUUCUGGUGGAAUGAAUUCAGGCUGAAACAAAUUUUAGAAGCCCUUCCUAUUCUAUUCAGGAGCUUCUGUCAUAUUCAAAGAUAAUUCUAUGUGUAUCCCAACUCUGUGGAUUGGUUUUACAGUUCAUUGAAAAACAUCAAAUAAAAUAUGACUAUUACUGAAA
Leptonychotes weddellii (Weddell seal) is the source of this 2612-nucleotide messenger RNA. It is a transcript of the gene GFM1, whose product is annotated as G elongation factor mitochondrial 1. Gene Ontology annotation, biological process: mitochondrial translational elongation. Lineage: Eukaryota; Metazoa; Chordata; Mammalia; Carnivora; Phocidae. The record is from RefSeq and is a predicted model, not a curated record. Gene Ontology annotation, cellular component: mitochondrion. Gene Ontology annotation, molecular function: GTPase activity; translation elongation factor activity; GTP binding.